Messenger RNA from Helianthus annuus (common sunflower), 1614 nucleotides. Its product is annotated as pentatricopeptide repeat-containing protein At5g41170, mitochondrial-like. The transcript is spliced from 8 exons. NCBI's taxonomy places the organism in Eukaryota, Viridiplantae, Streptophyta, Magnoliopsida, Asterales, Asteraceae. The record is from RefSeq and is a predicted model, not a curated record. Gene Ontology annotation, molecular function: protein binding. Bases 1 to 1614 code for a protein of 537 amino acids.
AUGGGUGAAGGCGGGGUGUGGGUUGUGUGUCCAGAUCCUACUUCAAAGAUGUUUUCGGUGGAAAUAAGUCAUGGUUCUAAGAUCCCAAAGGUAGAUUUGACCAUCACCGCCAGUGCUCAACAACUAUUGACUGGCCAGAUUGAAUCUUUAUGGGCAGACAUUUGUGGGUCUGUAAAAAGAUUGAAUUUUUCCUUUUCGGAUUAUGUGAUUCUUGUUUGUAAGUUUGGUGAACUUAGUGAAGUUAAAGAUGUUUAUGACAGGAUUUUUAUGGAUGGUGGGAGUUGUUGUUUGGAUAGACAAAGCUAUGUUGCUUUAUCUGCAGCUUUGUGUAGUUUAAAUGAGGGAUUUUUAGCGAAAAAUGUUGUGAAUGAGAUGUAUGAUAAGGGUAUGGCGGAUUUGGCGUUGCGGAAGCUUGUUAAAAACGGGUUUGUUGUUGAUAUUUGUGUGUACGGAUCGUGGAUCCACGGUCUUUGUAAAUCCGGGAAGUAUCGUGAAGCCGAUAAGUUGUUUAGAAAGUUGUUAAAACGGGGUUCGGUGAAAAAGUUUGGGGAGGAAAAGAAAGAGUUAAAGGAGGGUCGACGAGCGAUUUUUCAGUUAAACUGCGAGGGUGUUGUUCCGGAACUAAUGGCGUAUGAGUGUUAUUUUCGUGCUUUGUGUAAUGCGAUGAAACUUGAUGAUGCGGAAGUUUUGUUGAAAAAGAUGAUGAGUGGUAGAGCUUUGCCGGAAAUUUGUGUUUAUGGGUCGUUUAUUAAGGCGCUUUUUCGAAGCGGUAGGGAUGAAGACGCUAUGAAGUUUUUUAAAGCUCAAAGGAAAAAGGGGUUGGUUCGUGUUGAUGAAAUUGUUACGUAUGUAAUCAUGGGACUAUGCGAAAACGGGAAAAGUGAUGAUGCUUUAAGGUUAUUUGACGAGAUUUUAACGGUUAAUGGUUUUGUAAACGGUUCAUAUGUUUGUAAUAUCAUAUUAGGCAGUUAUUGGAAGCACGAUGGUGUGUCGAAAGCGGAGCUUUUCUUUGAGAGAUGGCGAUUGAAUGAAGGGAGGUACGGGAAACUUGACGUAACGAGUUACACUAUCAUGUUUAACGGAUAUUGUAGCGGGAAUGAUGUUCGAAAAGCGGUAAUGGUGUUUGAAGAAAUGUUGAAGAGGAAAAUGGCUGUCAAUGGAGCGUUAUACGAGCGAGUUAUAAGAUUGUUAUGUGAUCGCGGUCGGGCAAAUGAAGCGUUUCGCUAUGCAGUUAAUAACGGUGAUAUAUCGCCAUAUCGGUCCCCUAGUAAAAUAUCGGUCAGAAUAUCGGUACUGAUAUUGUCAGCAAUAUUGACCGACAUAACCGAUAUAUCACCGAUAUUUGACCCAUAUAACCGAAAGCAAAUAUUGUGUGACACUGAGCUUGUUGCUGCAGUACGCGACGAACCACGUAUGGUCGAGAUAUACUUAUCUGAGUUGACGGUUUCACAAGAUGAGUUUGAAUUAUCUUAUUCAAAGGUAUAUCAUAAAAUGCAAAUGAAUGACUACUUUAGUAGUUUUCUUCUGGACCUGGCAAUGCAGGAUAUUUACAAUGAUUACGAGAGUGAAGUUUAUGAUCACAACUUUGUAGAUGGUGUAUUUGCAGCCUUAUAA